This is a messenger RNA of Hylaeus volcanicus, 1267 nucleotides long. RefSeq names its product galactose mutarotase-like. Lineage: Eukaryota; Metazoa; Arthropoda; Insecta; Hymenoptera; Colletidae. Bases 1 to 1119 code for a protein of 372 amino acids. The transcript is spliced from 7 exons. The record is from RefSeq and is a predicted model, not a curated record. Gene Ontology annotation, molecular function: carbohydrate binding; aldose 1-epimerase activity. Gene Ontology annotation, biological process: beta-D-galactose catabolic process via UDP-galactose, Leloir pathway; glucose metabolic process.
AUGUCCAUACACGGUACCUUCAUCGAGGAGGAUGGUUUCGGGUUCGUACCCAGGCCUAAUCGCCAUAAGCACAAUAGACCCUUCGAAGUCGUUAGAAGAUAUACACUGACCAACAGUCAUAAAGCAUCGGUGCAAUUGAUAUCCUGGGGCGCUGGUAUCCAGUCCAUUAAAAUUCCAAAUGAAUCUGGCAUUUUAGGUGACGUUGUAUUAGGAUUCGACGACAUAGACGGAUAUUUGGAGAACAGGUACAUAGGAAGCAUAAUCGGGCGAGUGGUGAAUCGAAUUUCAAAUGGUCGCAUGAGAUUGAGCAAUAGAAAUUACUCCUUAUCGAUCAACGACAAGGACGGAGCUAGUCACUUCAACGGCGGUUUCUUUGCAUUCGACAACGUUAACUGGCAGUCUCACGUACUGCACAAACACGUGGUGAUGUCUCACGUGAGCCAUGCAAACAGUGAGGGAUAUCCAGGAAACAUGUUGACACAGGUUAAAUACUCCUGGACGGAUGAUAACCAGCUUCGUAUUAACAUUCGUGCAACGGCGACUCAGCCAACACCUGCCAACAUCACUACCAAUUGCUUGAUGAAUCUUGCUGGACACGCCACCGGUCCUAAUGAAUUGAAAAAGCACGUGGUGUCGAUCAACGCUGGCAGUUGGACGUUCGCGGACAUCAAAGACAAUUUGCCGACAGGUGCUAUAUUUCCCGUCGACCGUACAGUAUUCGACCUACGUUUACCGACUCAGUUAACCAGGAAACGGCUUUACAACGUACCGGGGGGUGGUUACAACCAGAACCUCUGCAUCACCAGUCCCAGCUGCUGGUCUUAUCGUUUCCACGCUAGAGUUCUGCAUCCUGCCUCGGGAAGAACUUUAGAAAUAUAUUCCAAUCAACCAGGUUUACAGUUCUCUACCGGAAACGAUUUACCAGACCUCGAUCACGAGCGUAGCGAAAUUUGGGGAAAAGACGGUGUUCGUUAUCGAAGGCACGGUGGAUUUGUUUUAUCGCCACAGAACUACCCUGACUCCGUCAAUAUAAGCGAGUUCCCUUCUAGCAUACUUUACCCUGGCAAAGUUUACACCCACGACAUAACGUACAAAUUCGGCCUGCUCACAAAAAUCUAGUUUUCCUAAGCGACUAUUCUUAGACACUUUAUACACUUUUACUAACAUUUUCCCAAAAAUGUUAAGACUCGUACUAUUCCAGAGCUCUUUCAAACUAUGGACCGAAUUAUUCUCAGGGGGUUGAAAUUGUUUGGAGUCGAACAGGACU